This is a messenger RNA of Dicrocoelium dendriticum, 960 nucleotides long. The record is from the annotation of a GenBank genome assembly. Lineage: Eukaryota; Metazoa; Platyhelminthes; Trematoda; Plagiorchiida; Dicrocoeliidae.
AUGCAAGUACUACACGUAAGCUCAGCAGAACGUUGUGCCUUACUAAUCGUCAUGCCCGAAUCCAGCAAUUUUCUCAAUGGUGAGCGGGUUGAUUGGACAAAGGAGUAUAAAGCAAAAGAGCAAGCCAGAAAGCAAGCGGAAUUCGAUUUAGCAGCACACAGAGAGGAAAUGAGUAAGCUGAAAAUCGACCGUAGCUUGGAAGAGAAAUACAGCUUGAAGAAUCUUCCAUCGUACGGAGUAAAAGUUCUGAGGGAAGAUGACAUUGCUUUGUAUCAUAAGAUCAGGUCCGAUGUUGAAAAGGAAUUUGAGCCGAAAUCAUUUGAAAUUGACUACCGAUCUUUAACGAAAUCCGAUUUUCAUGGUCACGUUUUACCAGAAAAACCCAAGCCAGAACCACGGAUGUGCGAACUUGUACACGAGCAACCCGUAACUUUCUGGUCAGAACAUUGCAGAAAUAUUCCGGGAAUGACUCAAAUAGGUUAUGGAGCACGAACGCCGUUUGGUCGCAAUGCUUCCUUCACAAAGCCAAUCGAUCAAUACCUGAAUGGCCCAAUGCCAGGAGAGGCACCCACUUUUCAGCGGUGAUUGAGCAUCUCCCUUAAUGAACCGAUGCUAUGUAACUUACCGCAUAAAACCACAGGAUAUCCUUCAAAAGCUCAGAACUAUUUUCUUGAAUUCGACGAUUUUUCACGACACAUUUGCAAACCAUCUCAUGUGAUGGGUCUGCAAUGCAAAUGAUAUAUUUGCGCUGCUUAGCUCUCAAGAAACCCUAUUUUCUCUGGAGAUGUACGUCAUCUUUAGCCUAUCACUAAUAAACCAAUAGAUUUAUGGCUGGUGGAUGAUUUUGAAGUACAGGCUGUGCGAAUGGACUGUGCCUGUCAAUCUCAAUGUGUACCGAGAUUCCCAUAUUGAUUUGUUAUGUUGUUUCUUGCACACACACACACAGUGUCCGGGAAUAAU